Dentiscutata heterogama is the source of this 448-nucleotide messenger RNA. The record is from the annotation of a GenBank genome assembly. NCBI's taxonomy places the organism in Eukaryota, Fungi, Glomeromycota, Glomeromycetes, Diversisporales, Gigasporaceae.
CACGAACCUGAGGAUGAAAUAAAGAAAACUGAUAAGGUCAAUAAGGAAAAAACUAAAGAAAAAGGCAUUAGAACCAUUGAAGAAAAAGAUUGGUUGCUAUCGUUGGCUGAGUAUGUUACCGACGACGGUUGGGAAGAAGGUCGAAACUGUCAAGAAGUUGAAUCUAGAGGUUAUAAUGAAGAGGAAGAUGAGUUAAAUACCCACGAAGAGUAUCAAGAAUUACUAGAAGAAUUAACUAGGGAGUUAAAGAGUUCAGAUGACGAAUAUGAGAAAAACCAUCCGAACUUAGAUAAAACAUAUGGCAUAAAACUGCCAAAGUGGGGAGAACUGGUGUAUGGAACAGAAUUCAGUGACGACGAGAGUGAUUGGGAUAACGACAAGCCAAAUGAAGCAAAAACAUGGUUAGGGGCUGGAGAAGCAUGGUGGAACUUAGAAGAAAAAGAAAAAG